Molecule: messenger RNA, 2819 nt
Organism: Phlebotomus papatasi
Lineage: Eukaryota; Metazoa; Arthropoda; Insecta; Diptera; Psychodidae
Exons: 3
Coding region: 34-2643 (869 amino acids)
Source: RefSeq, a predicted model, not a curated record
UUUAUUGAAAAGUGUUUUCAGCAAUUGUGGAAAAUGGCCUUUUCGCAGAAUUUCUCAGUUUUGGCAAUUAUAUUAAUUUAUUUUGUUCAAAAGGGUGCUCUUGAAACCGACGUUCCCUCCACAACAACUCUAGAAGAUCUCACCACAACCGACCUGGAGGAUUUGUUCAGAUCCUAUGACGCUCAAUAUCCGCAGCAGAAUGUCGGAGAGACUGGGGAUGCAGAUGGAGAGUACCAGAGUGAUCAGAAAGUGGUAGGAGUUCUCGAAGACAUUGAUCGUGUGAUUGUCUCAAUUGAAAAGGUCAUUGAUGAAUUGCAGCAAGAAUUGGCCAUUGAGGACGGUCCAAAGCCCGAAGAAGAAAGUGAUAUAGAAGAGGUGGUCGAGAGGAGGAUUAAGAGAAUCCCUGAUGACAAGAAUCUCUGGGAUGUGGGUCAAUUGGUGGAGAAAGCUUCCAAUCAACUGAUCCUACUCAAUAAAUUGCAGGAGAUGAAGAAGAAGCAACUUAAGGCUGUCGAGGCCUUCAUGGGAGCCAGGGAUGAUGCAAAAUCCACAGAAACGACCGUCAAGGAACCCAAGGAUCCCAAAGAAAUCCUCAAGGAACAAACACUUGAAGUUCUAAGAUCCAAAGACGCAGAAAAAUCAAAGAAAUCUCAUGAAUCUCAUGAAACUAGUCGCAGCAACGAUCGUACUCUGCCUCUGGCUAACUUUUUGAACUACUUCUCUCCAACUUCCACCACAACUUACCCUCCAAUUUUGAAAGUCAAGAAUAAGAUUGUGGAAUCAACUGAUGAUUUCUACGAGGAUUUUCCAUCUGAUCGUCGUGCGACCAGGAGCGUGGACGUGGAUUCACAAUUUUUCAGCAAAUUCGCAUCAUAUCUCAUGCGAUCUUUUGGCCAUGUGCCAGACAAUCACCAAGAAAAUCGCCCAGAGACGCUGGUGAAGCGAGAAAUUGAGGAUCACAUUGACGUGGAUGCACACAAUGAUCUUGAAAAUGAGGUUUUCCCCACAACUCAGCGCCAAAUUCCCGAGAAUGAGGUUAUUCACCCCAAAAAUGAGUCUCCCCUCGUUGAAUCCAUCCAAACAAUCCCUGAUCCAGAGACCCGGCUCGAGUUCACCAAAGAUGUCCAUCCGAGAAUUGAAGAAUUGGAGGAAGUCGUCCAGGAACCUACAGGACCUGUCCAUUUGACAGUUAUUGAGGAAGAUGGGACGGUGAUUGAACUGACUGAAAGACCUAUGGAAUUGUCUCCUCUUCUGGAGAAAUUUUCCGAAGUUGUCACAGAGGAGCCUCCUAAGGAAGUCAAUGAGGGAGAUACAGAUAAAAGGGAGGUCUUCUCGACAACUCCUGAAGAACCCACUGAAGAAACGACCCCAGGGAAUUUUCACUACAAAUCUGAAAAGGAUAAUGAAGUCAUCUCUCAAGAAUCGGUGUCAGAGCCUGAAGGAUAUGCCAAAGAAGAAAGAUUUGCAGAAGUUGUGGUUACUGAAAAAGCUGAGGAAUUCACGGAAGCUCCCACGGAACAGACAACAACUCAAGAAGAAUUUGUUUGGAGUGGUGAUAUUCGUGAGGAAGGACGUCAAGUUUUGGCUGAAGAUAAGUUCGAAGAGGCAAUUCUGCUGCCUACAACUCUACCUCCAGACUCAGUCUCUGAAGAUAUCGUAUCGCAGUCUUACCAGGAAAUUCAAACUCUUUCUGAACACUUUACCACGGACUUUCCCACUGCGGACAUCAGCCCUGGGCAGGAGGUCUUACCGACAACAGAACUAGUUCUGGAGGAUUUUGUGACUGAAGUUACGACACCUUGCAGUGAAUUUGAGGAGAAAAAGAGCAAAUUGAAGGAUGUACUUGAGGCUUCCGGAAGAUCGUCAUCAUCGUCUUCGUCAUCGGAGGAAUCCAGCACUUCUGAAAGUGUCUCUAUUGAUUCCACAACUGUAAAAUCUGAAGUUCCGGACACUGAGAAGGAGGAUCUGUCGAAAGGUGAUCUCUAUGAUCUAUUAAGUCAGCCGGUGAAUGAUUUGAAACCUUCAACUCAGGGCUCUUCCGAGUCUAGCGAAGAGAUGUUGCAGAUGGGAAGGAAAGAGGCAAAAUCUCGAUCUCUGGACGUGAAUCAGGCGGUAAUUGUGAGUCAAACACCUGAGGAGAUUUCAGCAAUUGAGGAGGAAACGAAACCAGCUUCAGAUAAUCAUUCGGUGAAGAAGAAGGGAGGCGUCUCAAGGGAACUUCCUCAAGAAGAUACUGAAGAAACUACAACGGAAGUCACAACUGAAAGUAGGAGCUUUGAUGGAGAAACUGUGGAAGAUGCCCUGCAAACAAUCGUGGACACUGUGGACGUCGUGAUGGACACAAAAAAGAGCAUUGAGGCAUUUCAAGACUCUGUGGAGACAACUGAGACGUCUCUUACUACGAAUCGGCCUCUUGUUUCAACGAAGAACACUCGAGAUGUGGUGGGAUUUGGUCUGGAUGAUUCUCCCAUAGGGCACGAGGAAAGUCUCCCGCUGGAUCGAACACCCACCGAAACCUCAACAGUUGCUGUCUCCAUGGCCACAACGGCUGUUGUGGCAGUGAUCCUCCUCCUGGGUAUCGGGAUUUUUGCUGUGAUGAUGCGAACUCGUGUCCAGGGAGGUAUUGAUUUAGCAGCAGUUUAGAAGAACAUUUUUUUUUGUUUCUGUGCAGAAUUCUCAAUAUUAACUCAUUCGCGGCAUAAUCAUAUCAAAUUACAAUGUGAAGAACAUAGAAUUAAAAUCGUAUUACAUUUCUAUUUUGUUUAUAAUACAUGAAAUCAUCAAUAAACAUCACUGUUUUAGGACAAUUAUAAGCCAUA